CAAAAGGGGGGCGUUCUGCAUUUUCAGUGGUUCACGGGUGUCACGAUGAAGCUCGUUCGGUUCUUGAUGAAGUUGACAAAUGAGACCGUGACCAUCGAAUUGAAGAACGGCACGGUCGUGCACGGCACGAUCAGCGGCGUGGACAUCAGCAUGAACACGCAUUUGAAAGUGGUCAAGAUGACCGUCAAGGGCAAGAACCCUACGUCCCUGGAUUCGCUAAGCAUCCGCGGCAACAACAUCCGAUACUACAUUCUCCCAGACUCGCUGAACCUUGACACACUGCUCAUCGACGACAGUCCGAAACAAAAGGUCAAAGCAGGAUCGGCGGCCGCCGGUGGUGCCGCCGCAGCUAAAGGAAGAGGCCGUGGGGGACGAGGGCGUGGUCGUGGACGGGGUCGCCCAUAGGUAGCUUACUUAGGCAUAUAUGACGAGACGAAGGCUCCGUUAAAUCAAGCUGGUUUAUAUGACAUGUCGUUGCUACGUACGCAACAAUCAUAUUCAAACCAGGGCCAGAUGUGAUCACAGUCAAAUAAACAGUAUGCAACAUCGCC
Messenger RNA from Aphanomyces astaci, 551 nucleotides. RefSeq names its product small nuclear ribonucleoprotein Sm D1. The coding region runs from base 46 to 405 and encodes 119 amino acids. The transcript is spliced from 2 exons. Lineage: Eukaryota; Oomycota; Saprolegniomycetes; Saprolegniales; Verrucalvaceae. Gene Ontology annotation, molecular function: RNA binding. Gene Ontology annotation, biological process: spliceosomal snRNP assembly; RNA processing. The record is from RefSeq and is a predicted model, not a curated record. Gene Ontology annotation, cellular component: catalytic step 2 spliceosome; U4 snRNP; pICln-Sm protein complex.